GUCGAUAGCAAACGUGCAGCAUGAGCGCCAGGCAGGUGUGGUCGCGGACGAAGACGUUUGUCUGUUGGGAUGA
Messenger RNA from Eimeria necatrix, 73 nucleotides. RefSeq lists its product as hypothetical. Lineage: Eukaryota; Apicomplexa; Conoidasida; Eucoccidiorida; Eimeriidae. The annotation marks the transcript as partial. The transcript has a single exon. The record is from RefSeq and is a predicted model, not a curated record.